AUGGUACAACUUAGACCUUGUCACCAAGCUAUCCGGGUUGACCCCGUCAGCAUCUUCACCAAAAGCCUCCCUGAAUCAACUCUACCUGUGAGUGGGAUAUCAAACGGGGAAACCAUGAGAGAAUACGAGGAUUUGAAACUGUCUUUGCUGCUUUACGAUGCCAUGCUGAUCUUUGUUGGUACAUCAGUCGCAUCCUUCUCAGCUGCGGAAAACAUAAGCUUUGCAUUUUUAACAGUUGGGAUGGGCGGCUUCUUUUAUCUCCUGCUACUGCAAAGGUCGGUUGAUGGAUUGCCCGCUGCAGAAUUGACUUCCACGAACACAGGACAGACCAACCAAACCUUCGGAGGAUCUAAGGUUCCAAUAUUUGUCCUUGCAUUGGCAAUUGGUUUCACUUUACUCACAGUGAAGUAUGGCUCGGGGGACGUCCCAAUCGUAUUCACGCCGAAAGAACUCAUAGCUGGGAUGAUUGGAUUUCUUGCAUGUAAAGUUUCUGUGGUCUUGGCGGCAGUUAAGCCCUAG
Molecule: messenger RNA, 519 nt
Organism: Pyrus x bretschneideri (Chinese white pear)
Lineage: Eukaryota; Viridiplantae; Streptophyta; Magnoliopsida; Rosales; Rosaceae
Exons: 1
Coding region: 1-519 (172 amino acids)
Source: RefSeq, a predicted model, not a curated record